Messenger RNA from Tripterygium wilfordii, 1153 nucleotides. Its product is annotated as glycine-rich cell wall structural protein 1.8. The transcript is spliced from 2 exons. The record is from RefSeq and is a predicted model, not a curated record. NCBI's taxonomy places the organism in Eukaryota, Viridiplantae, Streptophyta, Magnoliopsida, Celastrales, Celastraceae. Bases 32 to 964 code for a protein of 310 amino acids.
AGGUUGUGCGCCUCAUUUUUCACACUCUCUCAUGGGUACUUACAAAGUUGUUGGUGUAGUUUUGUUUGUGUUAUUGGGUUUAGCGAUAUGUUCAGCCGCUAGAACUAGAACCCUACUCACUUAUGAAGGUGCUGAUGGAGGACAUAGUGGUGGAGGAGGCUCAGGUGGGGGAGGUGGGGGAGGGUAUGGAGCUGUAGGAGAACAUGGUGGUGGGUAUGGAGGUGGUCAUGGGGGUGGAGAAGGUGGGGGUGGGGGAUAUGGAGCUGCUGCUGGUGGAUAUGGUGGAGGUGGAGGCAGUGGUGGUGGUGGUGGGGGAGGUAGUUAUGGUGCUGGAGGAUAUGGUGGUGGUGGUGGUGGUGGAGCUGGGUAUGGUACUGGAGGAGAACAUGGGGGUGGGUAUGCUGGUGGAGGUGGUGGAAGUGGUGGUGGACAUGGAGGUGGUUCUGGCGCUGGAGGAUAUGGUGGUGGUGGUGGUGGUGGUGAAGGUGGUGGAGCUGGGUAUGGUGCUGGAGGAGAACAUGGGGGUGGGUAUGCUGGUGGUGGUGGUGGAAGUGGUGGUGGACAUGGAGGUGGUUCUGGCGCUGGAGGAUAUGGUGGUGGUGGUGAAGGUGGUGGAGCUGGGUAUGGUGCUGGAGGAGAACAUGGGGGUGGGUAUGCUGGUGGAGGUGGUGGAAGUGGUGGUGGACAUGGAGGUGGUUAUGGAGGUGAGCAUGGGGCUGGUUAUGGUGGUGGUGGUGGUGAAGGUGGUGGAGCAGGAUAUGGAGGUGGUGGAGAACAUGGAUCAGGAUAUGGUGGUGGAGGUGGUAGUGGGGGAGGAUAUGGUGCUGGAGGAGCACACGGAGGCGGAUAUGGAGGAGGUGAAGGUGGCGGGGGAGGAUAUGGCGCUGGAGGUGCACAUGGGGGUGGCUAUGGAAGUGGUGGAGGCGGCGGUGAGGGUGGUGGCCAUGGUGGCUAUGCCCCUUGAGAAUGCCACUUCAUUGUUAUAUAAGAAAAAUGCUUCUAGCUACUUAAUUAAUUGCCUUUGUUGGGUAAAAAGAAUAUCAUAAUUAUAACUAAUAAGUGUAGUAUUAUCUAUAUAUCAUUGAGCAUAAUGGAUGAAAUCAUAUAUUAUUUGUAAUCAAUGUAUUGCUUUCAAAUAAAUAAAAUAUUAAUA